AUGCAGGAUAUCCUGCACCUUGAACUCGCCAAUGCGCUGCACAUCAGCACUGAGGAGUUGAACCUCGACCAAUCAUUCCUCGUGCAGGGUGGAGACUCCCUCUCAGCCGUUCAGUUCCUCAGUAAAUGUCGUCUGCGCGGUAUUCACAUCGACAUCGUGGAUACAGUGCAGUGCAAGACGCUUGCUGAACUUGUUGAACGCAUCAUCUCCAAGCAUGAGAGCAAUCCACAUAACCUUAUCCUCAACGAUCGCGUCGGGAACAGUGACACGAGCACUUCUUCAUCAAGCUCUGACGAUGCUGCUUCUGCUACGGGGUCUGAUAGCACUGAUACUGUUCCCGAUGUGAGAUUGAAGCAUCUAGCUCAAGAUCCUGCGAGGCAGAUUGAGAGUAUCGGUCCUUGCUCGUCUAUGCAGAAUCGUAUUCUCAUCAGUCAGGCUGUGAACCCAGCGGCGUACCAAUGCCGCUUUAUUCUCAGGAUCAAGUCGAGUGUACCAGACUCUUUGACAGCCUCACAUAUUGCAAACGCUUGGCCUCGCAUUGUUGCCCGCCAUUCAAGUCUUCGAACGACUUUUCUUGAGAGCGAGACUCGGCAGUCAACGUUUGACCAAGUUGUUUGGAUAGAAGUCAACCCCAAAGUCACCAUCCUCCAAGACGAAGCUCAAGUCAAAGCCGACGGAAUGCUGAACUCCUUUGAGAGCGGAAGUGUACCUCAUCACAUGUACAUCUACGCCGCCUCCUCUUCAGAACUCAUCCUGAGACUUGAAGUCUCACACGCCGUCAUCGACGGCCGAUCUGCAGAUGUUCUCCUCUACGACCUCUGCGCAGCAUACGAGAACCAACUCCCCGACACAAAAGCUAUGCCGUACACAGACUUUGUGCGCAUGGAGGAGGAGAGUUUUCAAGAUGUUGAGCGCAUUGCGGGUUAUUGGCAGAAUUACCUACGUGAUGCGGAGGAGACGUAUCUCGCUGGCGUGGGCAACAAGCCAAGAGCUGGUCUUCACACGCUUCAAGAUCGUGUUGACAUUCCGGCGGAAGAAGCUCGUCGCUUCUGCGAUGCUUACGGUGUUACCCUCGUGAGUGUCUGUCAGGUUGCUUGGAGUAUUGUUCUUCGUCUUUUUGCCAUGAAAGACGACGUUACCUUUUCUUACGUCAAUUCUGGUAGACAGACUGAUCUGCCUGGUAUUGACGGAGCGAUUGGUCUUUUCAUCAGCAGUUUGCUACUGCGGGUCAAGUUCAAAGACGACCCUACAGUCUUGGACAUGCUCAAGACUGUGACAGACGACGUCUUCCGAGGAAUGGCGCAUGACAAGGUUCCUCUUAUGGCAAAGGGAGCCAAGCUUCCUACGAGUCACAAAUGGGGAAACUCGAUUCUUUCGUUCCGAAAGGAGUGGAAGCCUAAGUCUACUGGCCACAAAGAGCUUGAGAUGAGCUUUUUGCGAGGUGUCAGCCCUACAGACGUAAGUACCCUACCUCGCUCCUCAUGUUGUAGCAAGAUACUAACAUGUGAUAACGCGGCCAAGAUGCUAAACUGCUUCCUCGAAGCAAUCCGCUUCAUCAUCGCCAACCCAUCCGCCAAAGUCAAUUCCUUCGAUGGUAUCUCCUCCAAAGACGCCCAGCAUCUGCGCGACGUCAAUGGUGAAGGCCGACAACCCGUUGCUUCGUGUAUACACACCCUCGUUCAAGAGGUUACAGACCGUCAGCCUGAUGCCAUGGCGGUGUAUGCUUGGGAUGGAACCAUGACCUACCGGGAGCUUGACACUGCGGCGAGCAGCCUUGCAGAACACCUUUUGAAGUUGAACAUUGGACCGGAGGUUAUGGUGGGCAUUUGUAUGGACAAGUCGCGGUGGGCGUCUGUCUCUAUGCUAGCUGUUCUAAAGUCUGGCGGAAUCGUUCUUCCCCUCGGCGCAGACCAACCACUCUCUCGUCUCCAAACUAUCCUCUCCGACACAAAAGCCCCCAUCAUCCUCGUUGACAACGCUCAGCUCAAUCGCCUCAAGGAUCUCGGCCCUCAACAACUCAUCGAAGUCAACGAAGCUCUCUUCCAAACCCUCCCCUCCGCUUCUCGCUCCGCUUGUACCACUGUUUCUACAGAUAACGCUGCUUGGGUCGUCUACACGUCCGGUAGCACGGGUACACCCAAAGGCGUGGUUCUUCAACACUCUGCGCUUUGCACGAGCAUUACAUCGCAUGGAACUGCCUUUGGCGUCAAGGGUGCGCGCGUGCUCCAGUUCGCUUCUCAUACGUUUGACGUGACGAUCCAAGAGGUCUUUACGACUUUGUGUAUGGGAGGCUGCGUCUGCGUGCCGUCAGAAGAUGAUCGCGUCAACCAUCUCCAGUCUUUCAUUUCCUCCGCCAAAGUGGACUUCCUCUCGCUGACUUCCACCGUCGCCGGCCUUCUCGACCCAUCUCAACUUCCAUUGAUCAAGACCGUAAUCCUCAUGGGCGAACCCGUCAAACCCGCCGUUCUCGAUCUCUGGAAAGACCAAGCCUCUGUUCUCGAAUCCUACGCCCCAUCUGAGUGCAGCAUCUACGCUACUGUAUCUCCCCAACCGAUGAAGCACAUCUCUCAGGUCUCUGUUCUCGGCAUUCCGCUGGCGAGUUGUUUCUGGGUCGUUGAUCCCAAGAAUUACAAUCGUCUCUGUCCUAUUGGCGCACCGGGAGAACUUCUCAUCGAAGGCCCGCUUCUCGCGAGGGGGUAUUUGAAUGAUGAGAUCAAGACGAACAAGUCGUUCAUUGUUGAUCCGGAGUUUGUGACCAAGUAUGACCUUGGGAGGAAUCGACGGAUGUACAGGACUGGUGAUUUGGUGAGGCAGAAUGAUGAUGGGGCGUAUACGACGCUGGGACGACAGGAUACGCAGAUUAAGAUCCGUGGACAGAGAGUUGAGGUUGAUGAGAUUGAGUAUCACAUAACUCGUCAUCCUUCUUCCAUCCAGGCUGUUGUUCUGUACGUUCAUGGCCAGCUUGUCGCUGCGUUCAGUCUCCCUAGCGAUGGUGCUGCGUACAGCGGUGCUGCGUUGGAUGGCGAGAACGCCGUCGACAAACCAGCUGCUAUGCUUGUAGCUUCUGAGGUCCAGCUCUACCUGUCGCAGUAUGUUCCUGACUACAUGAUUCCUCGACUCUGGAUCCCCAUGGCGAGCUUGCCCAUCAAUUCAUCUGGCAAAGCUGAUCGACGUCGCAUUUCCGAAUGGAUCAAGAAUCUCGACCUGUCCUCUUACUCUGACCUCGAGCAUCAGGUCGAAGACGGUCUCCAGGUGACAUCCACCGAGCGACAGCUGCGCGAGAUCUGGAGCAGUGUUUUGAACAAGCCCAUCAACCACAUCAGCUAUCGUCGCUCAUUCCUCUCCCUCGGCGGCGACUCCAUCACAGCGAUGCAAGUCGUUUCAGCCUGUCGCAAGCAAGGACUGAUCGUAACUGUGCGCCAAAUCCUCCAGAGCCCAGCUAUAUCCGAACUUGCGCUGCGAGUUAAAGAGGCGAGCGACAAAAUGGGCAACGAGCAACUCCCUAUUGAGAUCCCCGAUGAGCCCUUUGACCUCUCACCCGCGCAGAAGAUGUUCUUCCAAGAUAUCGCUCCCUCAGGUCUACGAGCAGAUGGACCUCAUCGCUUCAAUCAGAGCGUCUGUUUCCGCAUUCCCCAGAACGUUGCGGCAAACACGGUUGCUCGUGCGAUUGAGGCCAUGGUCACCAAGCACGCUAUGCUUCGCGCUCGCUUCCAGACUGAUCAAGACAGUAGUCAAGGUUGGCAGCAGCGUGUUGAGAAGCAGAUCAUGGGGUCUUACCGCUUCCAGACUCACAAGGUCGGCGACGAUGCUGCGACAGAGGACAUCAUCCGUCACUCGCAAGGGUCUUUGGAUCUUGAGUACGGACCUGUUUUUGCUGUUGACGUAUUUGAGAUGGAGGAUGGACAGUUGAUCAAUUUGACUGCGCACCAUCUUGUAAUUGAUCUCAUGUCUUGGAGAAUCAUUGCAGCUGAUCUUGAGCAUUUCUUGCGCUUUGAGACGCUGCAGCCCUCUUUGUCGCUGCCUUUCCCUACUUGGUCCAAGGCUCUCAUGAUCCAGGCCAAGACUGUUGCUGCGCCCGAGGACACGGUGGUUGAUACUUGGUCUUACUGGAGUCUUGAGCCUGGUUCUUUUGUUCGUGAAGACCAGAUCGUUGAGACCCUGACUAUUGAUCACGACACCAGCGCUCGAUUGCUGGGCCCUGCCAAUGAGCCGCUGCAAACUGGUGUCACGGACAUUCUUCUCGCUGCUCUGCAUCAGUCUUUCGCGGAUGUCUUUACCGACCGAUCAGCACCGACGAUCCACGUCGAAGGUCACGGCCGAGAUGUGGGCGGUGAUGUCUCUGAGACAGUUGGCUGGUUCACCACCGUAACUCCCCUCAAGGUCUCAAAUACCAGCAACACUGGCUUCAUUUCCAUCCUCCAACAAGUCAAGGACUUCCGCAAGCUCAACGCAGAUAACACUGCAAUCGAGUUCGCAGCCAAGUACAAGUCUUCUUCUACUGCCGGCACCUCUCCCCAGAAUCUCAUUGAGAUUCUCUUCAAUUACCACGGUCAAUUCCAACAACUCGAUCGCGCAGAUGGUCUUCUCAGCAUUCACAAGCUUCACUCAUCCGAGACUUCAAUCGGCGACAAAGUUCGAAAACAAGCCGCCAUCACAAUUGAAGUCUCCGUCGAUGCGGGUUGUGUUACUAUCAGUGUAGGAUUCAGCCGUCGCACGCCAAAGGGCGAUGAUGUUCGACGAUGGUUACAGCGCUAUGGAGAGGUGAUUACCUCUGCGGUAAGUGAGCUAAUGUAUACAGAACGAACCGCCACUACGAGUGAUUAUCCGCUUUCGCAUUUGAGCAGCACCGACCUUGUUGCGCUGAAGAAGCAUAUUCUCGAACCGACUAACAUUAGCUGGGAUGCUGUUGUAGAUAUCCUGCCUUGUUCUUCUACGCAGCAGGGUAUUUUUAUUAGUCAAUUGAAGUCUCCGACUACAUACCGAUUGAGACAGACAUGUCGCGUCAUACCCACAGACUCUCAGAGUGUGGAUGUCAAGAGGCUUGGAGAUGCCUGGCGACAAGUCGUCAGCAAUCACUCCAUCAUGCGCACCAUCUUCACCAUGGUUCCCUUCAACGACCGAUUCUACCAAGUCGUUCUCAAGUCCGUUGAGCCCGACAUCCGCUUCAUCACUUGCUCCUCUGAGACAGAGGUUCAAGAGUGUAUUGCAAGCCAUGCGCUUAUGGAGGAUCAUCUCGGUCGGCCAUCGCAUCGCUUCUUGGUUAUCUCGACAGAAGACGGCCAUGUAUACGGACACUUUGAGAUCAGCCAUGCACUCGUUGACGCAUCAUCCGUUCAGCUUCUCGUCAACACCCUCCUCCAAGCUUACGAGGGCGCUGCAAACAUUUCUGGCUCUGACUACGGUACUUACAUCUCGUUCCUAGAGCAAGGCUCCGAGGAAGACGACUUGCGCUACUGGGAGAAGCGUCUAGCCACCGUUGAGCCAUGUCAACUCCAACUCGGCGAGGACCUCACCACCUCCGAAGAAGACGUGGGCCAUUCCGUAUCCACAGCGAUGCAGGACAUGACCACCCUCCAGAAACUCUGCCAAUCCAACGACAUCACCCCCGCCAACGUGCUCCAACUCGCCUGGGCUCUCGUCCUUUCCUCCCGCACACAGCUUGAUGAAGUAUGCUUCGGCUAUCUCUCCAGUGGACGAGACAUUCCCAUCGACGGGGCAGAUACCCUCGUUGGACCGAUGAUCAACAUGAUCGUGUGCAACAUUGCGCUGGACUAUUCUCAAAGCAGCGUUGAUGCGAUGAAGGAUAUACAAGAUCGCUUCCUUGACAGCUUCGAGCAUCAGCGGGUGUCUUUGGCGACUAUUCAGCAUUCGCUGUCGAGUUCCCAGCAAUCCCUCUUCAACACGACUGUCUCUUACGUUCGGGCUCCAAAUCUGAGUGGUGGGGCGCGCAGCAUCCAGUCCAUUCGUUUGGAGAGGAUUGCAGCUGAUGAGUCUACCGAGUAUGACUUCAAUCUCAGCAUGUUAGAGACCGAGAGCGGCAUCGACAUCGCACUGCAGUACCUCCCUGGCGCCGCUUCCACAAAGACAGCCCAACGUCUUCUCAAUCACCUCAAGCAUGUUGUUCAGGUUCUCAGCACCAGUGAGACUACCUCUCUCCUGGGCGAUCUCGAUCUUGUCCCCGCAGAAGACAAGCAGACCAUCACGGAUAUCAACCGUGAGGUUCCAAAGUCUCUCAACUCUUGUGUCCAUCUCCUCGUCCAGGAAAUGACCAAUCGCCAACCCAACGCCCUUGCCUUCCAAGCAUGGGACGGAUCACUGACCUACCGCGAACUCGACCUCGCCGCUAGCACCUUGGCCAAGCACCUCAUGACAAAUCUCAACGUCGGGCCAGAAGUCAUGGUAGGUAUCUGCAUGGACAAGUCCAUCUGGGCAGCCAUGUCAAUGCUCGCAGUCCUCAAAGCUGGCGGUGUCGUUCUCCCACUAGGAGUCCAACAGCCUCUUUCUCGACUCCAGACCAUCCUCAAGGAUACGCAAGCUUCUGUUAUCCUCGUUGAUGCAAAACAGAAGGCUCGUCUGGCUGGUGUCGACUCAGAGCUCAUUGAAGUCAACCACCAGUUCAUGGAUGGUCUUGUCCCUGCUGAAUUCGGGCUCUCCAACUCUGAUGUGCAGCCUGAUAAUGCUGCUUGGGUCGUGUACACUUCUGGAAGUACUGGUGUGCCGAAGGGUGUUGUGUUGCAGCACUAUGCGUUGUGUACUAGUAUGCGAUCGCAUGGCGCAGCAUUCAGCCUCGUUCCUUCGUCUCGUGUGCUGCAAUUUGCUGCGUAUACUUUUGAUGUUACCAUUCAAGAGACGUUUACGACGCUUUACUAUGGAGGAUGUGUGUGCAUUCCUUCAGAGGAGGAACGUCUCAAUGACCUGGAGGGAUGUAUCGUGUCCAUGGACGUCAACUUCGUCUCCCUGACCUCAACAGUCGCUGGCUUGUUGUCGCCGUCCAAGAUGCCGCUGGUCAAGACCCUCAUCUUGAUUGGCGAGCCAGUCAAGCCUUCAGUCUUGGAUCUUUGGAUGCCACAGGCAGCAUGCUUGGAUGCAUACGGACCAUCCGAGUGCAGUAUCCAGAGUGCCAUCUCCCCCGAACCAAUGACAGAUCGUCGCCAAGCCAUGAUCUUGGGUAUACCAUUAGAGUCUUGCCGCUUCUGGGUCGUUGACUACCGCGACUACAACAAGUUGUGCCCCGUUGGUGUACCAGGUGAACUCCUCAUUGAAGGUCCUCAUCUCGCACGCGAGUAUCUCAACGACGCCACCAAGACCGCCAACUCUUUCAUCACUGAUCCUGCUUUCCUUUCCGAUCUUUGUCUCGAGUCUACCGGCCGUCGUAUGUAUCGCGCCGGUGACUUGGUGCGACAAAAUGACGAUGGAACAUACUCCAACCUAGGCCGACGCGAUCAACAGAUCAAGAUUCGCGGCAAGCGUGUUGAAGUCGGCGAGAUUGAGUAUCACAUCUCACGCCAUUCAUCCGGCAUUCGCGCCUGUGUCGUCUUUACCACCAGUGGAUCCAGUGAUGGUCAGCUCGUUACAGCAUUUAGUGUUCUUCACGAUGACAAGACUGCGCACGAUGAGACAGCGUACAACGGCAUCGCUGGUCGUGAUGGAAUCGAUACAACAGCUGCACUACUCCUCGCCUCCGAGAUUCAGAUGUAUCUCUCGCAGCAUAUCCCCGACUACAUGAUUCCUCGUCUCUGGAUCCCGAUGACUACACUACCCAUCAACUCGUCCGGCAAAGCUGAUCGCCGAGCUGUAACGGAGUGGAUCAACAGUCUAAGCCCAACCGAGCUGGCAUCUUAUUCUGAGCUUGAGAGCGCUGCUGAGGAAGCAUCGCUCAAUGUCACUCCCACCGAACAGAAGCUUCGCGAGAUCUGGAGCUCUGUUCUCAACGUCCCUAAUGUCGGCUACAGACGGUCCUUCAUGUCGCUUGGUGGCGACUCCAUUACUGCUAUGCAAGUCGUCUCUGCGUGCCGUGAAAUCGGGUUUGUCGUAACUGUUCGCGACAUUCUUCAGAGUCCUGCUAUUUCAGACCUUGCGACACGCGUCAAAGCUAGUGAUGGCGAGCUCUUCUCUGCUGAGAUCCCAGAUGGACCUUUUGAGCUUUCGCCUGCCCAGAAGAUGUUCUUUGAAAACAUUGCACCAGCUGGACUCAAGUCGGAGGGAUCGUUCCGCUUCAAUCAGAGCGUUUGCUUUCGUCUUCAAUCUGAGGGACGCAUUAGUGAGGAGUCUGUCGCUAAGGCUAUCGAGGCUGUAGUGGCGAAGCAUGCUAUGCUACGCUCUCGCUUUGUAUCCCAAGACCAAGGAUACCAGCAGUGGAUUGAGAAGCAAGUCCCCGGUUCGUACAGGUUUAAGUCUCACAACGCCGACGAUGAUACCGCUGUGCAAGCGAUCAUGCUCGAGUCGCAGAGCACUCUUGAUCUCGAACACGGCCCAGUCUUUGCAGCCGAGUUCAUCCAGACUCCAGAUCGCCAGCUUCUCUUCCUGACUGCACACCAUCUCGUCAUUGAUCUCAUGUCAUGGCGAAUCAUCGCCAAGGACUUGGAGCAGAUUCUCCAGAGUGGUUCUAUGGUCACCUCGCAGUCUCUUCCUUUCCCGACGUGGAGCAAUGCCGUACUCCGGCAGGCUCAGUCAAUGGACCUUGUCACUGAAACUGACACAACAGCAUCGUGGUCUUACUGGGGUCUUCAGGCAGGCGAGUACAUCACAGAAGAUCAAAUCUUCGAGACUGUCCAGUUAGACGAGCAGGUCACAUCUCAACUCCUCGGCCCAGCCAACGAGCCCUUACGCUCCGGUGUCGCAGACAUCCUCCUCGCCGCCCUAUCAACCUCUUUCCGCCACUCUUUCACCGAUCGUUCCGGCCCAUCAAUCUUCAUUGAAGGCCACGGCCGCGAUACUCAAGCUCUGGACAUGAACUACGACCUCUCUGACACAGUGGGAUGGUUCACAACCGUCACACCUCUCAACAUCACCUCUGAUGAAACCAACUUCAUCUCAACCCUGCGCCAAGUCAAGGAUCUUCGUAAAUUCAGCUCCGGUCGUGAAGUUCUCGACUUUGCAGCACAGCGUUCUAGACCUAUUGAAGUCCUCUUCAAUUACCACGGACAAUUUCAGCAACUUCAGCGCUCUGAUGGCCUUCUCACUCUUGACAAGCUUCAUCAGUCUGUUGGACAACUUGAUGCUUCUGUUGGUGGCAAAGUCCGACAACAUGCUGCUCUCAGCGUUGAGGUGUCAAUCGAUGAUGCGGGCAAGACGCAUCUCAUGGUUGGCUAUCCUCGUCAUAGUCCCAAGAGUCAAGCUAUCCGCGAUUGGCUUGGGCAGUAUGCGCGUGCUAUCACGCAAGGCGUUCAAGAGCUGGUCAUUUCUGAGCCGAUGUGUACGAUCAGUGAUUUCCUUCUCGCUCAACUGACCAACGACGACCUCGACACGCUGUACCAGUACUGUCUCACGCCAGGUUCCAUCUCCUGGGCGAAUGUCGAGAACGUUCUUCCAUGUUCGCCCAUUCAACAGGGUAUUCUUCUCAGUCAAUUGAGAGCUCCCUCCCGAUACCGUCUCAAGCAGACUUGUCACAUUCUCCCCGCCGAUCCUUCAUCGCCCGUCGACAUUGCGCGACUCGCAAAUGCCUGGCGACAAGUAGUUGGACAACAUUCCAUCAUGCGAACCAUAUUCACUGGCGCCUUGUCGCACCACGAUCGCUUCUACCAGGUCAUUCUCAAGGCGCUGGAAGCUGACAUUCAGAUCAUUGAGCCAUGUUCCAGCGAUGAGGAAGUCCAGCGAUUCAUCAAGCACCACGCCUUACUCCAUGAUCCCGUCGGACGUCCUUCGCACCGCUUCCUCAUCAUCCCCACCGUCGAUGGUCAUGUUUUCGGCCAUUUCGAGAUCAGCCAUGCUCUGGUCGACGCUUCUUCCGUUCAACUCCUCGUGAACGACCUACUCGGAGCUUACGAGUCUGUCUCGCCCACCAAAACAUCAAUCUCUCUGUCGCGCAACUCCGACUACGGCAGCUACGUCUCCUUCCUCGAGCAACACCGUCACUCCGAACAAGAAGAUCUCCAGUACUGGAAAGAUCUUCUCGAGACUGCAGAGCCAUGCCAUCUUCAACUCGACCAACAACAGCACGACACCUCGGAGAUGGAAACAGGCCACGCCGUCACAGCUCACAUCCCCGAUGUCUCUGUCCUUCGUGACAUGUGUCGCAACUACAACGUCACCGCUGCAAACGUUACUCAAUUAGCUUGGGCAUUGGUGCUAGCUUCGCGCGUGGAGCUGAACCAGAUUUGCUUCGGAUACCUUUCCAGCGGCCGUGACAUUCCAAUCGAUGGUGUUGAGAGGCUCGUUGGACCUAUGAUCAAUAUGAUGAUCUGCUAUGUCCAAUUGGACUAUAACUCCACCACUGUUGAUGUCAUCCGAGAAAUUCAGGAUCGGUUCUUCAAAGGGUUUGAUCACCAGCGUGCUUCGUUGGCGUCAAUUCAGCAUUCUCUCCAGGGAACACAGCAGCAGACACUCUUCAACACCACCGUUUCAUACACCCGUGCACUAAACAUGGACGGUGCCACAGAGAACAACUCUAUUAAGCUUGAGCGCGCAUCAGCCGAUGAAUCAACAGAGUAUGACUUCAACCUAAGCAUUCUCGAGAAUGAUCAGAGCCUCGACCUUGUUCUUCAAUACAUCCCCGGCGUCGCAAGCCACGAAGUCGCCCAGCGUCUGCUCAACCAGCUCAAGCAUGUCAUCCAGGUCCUCAGCCAACACACAACCUCCACCCUCGCUGAUCUCGACCUCGUACCAACGGAGGAGAAACAUGCUAUCGUAGCGAAGAACAGAGACGUUCCCAAGCCCGUUGCUUCGACUAUCCAUGCUUUGUUCCACGAAGUUUAUGAGCGUCGACCAGAUGAGAUGGCCGUCUACGCAUGGGAUGGCAUCAUGACUUUCCGAGAGUUGGAAGUCGCUGCUGGCAAUCUUGCUGGUUAUCUCAUGGAUCUUGGUGUCGGACCCGAGAUUAUGGUUGGUAUAUGCAUGGAUAAGUCGCGCUGGGCUGUUGUCGCGAUGUUAGCUGUGCUCAAGGCAGGUGGUAUUGUAUUGCCCAUGGGUGUGCAGCAGCCAUUACCCCGAGUGCAGACAAUCAUCACCGAUACCAAGGCCCCAAUCAUCCUCGUCGAUGACAAACAACUCGAGCGUCUUGCAGAAACAGGUCCUCGUCUCAUCAAAGUCGACGCUGCGCUUCAAAACACCCUCAAGCCCAGCACAGCUGUCUGCUCUACCGUCACUACCGACAACGCCGCUUGGGUAGUCUACACCUCCGGAAGUACAGGAACGCCCAAGGGCGUCGUUCUGCAGCAUUCAGCUCUAUGCUCUAGCAUCCGCUCACACGGCGACGCGUUCGGGGUACGAGAUGGAUCAAGAGUUCUUCAAUUCGCGUCGCAUACCUUUGACGUCACCAUUCAAGAGGUGUUCACAACGCUCUGCCAGGGCGGAUGUACUUGUAUUCCCUCUGAAGACGAGCGCAUCAAUCACUUGCAGGCCUUCAUCGCCAAAGCAGAGGUCAACUUCCUAUCUCUCACCUCGACAGUCGCGGGCCUAUUAGACCCCGCGCAGCUCCCUCUCGUCAAAACAGUUAUCCUCAUGGGUGAGCCCGUCAAGCCAGCAGUCAUGGACUUGUGGAAAGACCAAGCUAUGGUGUUGGAGUCAUACGCACCCUCAGAAUGCAGCAUUUACGCCACGGUUUCCCCAAGACCCAUGAAGCACAUCAGCCAAGUUCCUGUGCUGGGUAUCCCACUCGCCAGCUGCUUCUGGGUCGUCGAUCCAAAGGACUUUGACCGUCUUGUGCCCAUCGGUGCGCCUGGCGAGUUACUCAUCGAGGGACCACUAUUAGCACGCGGCUAUCUCGGCGACGAGGUCAAGACAGCGAAAUCCUUCCUGAUUGAUCCUGACUUCACCAAGCAUCAUGGCCUGCAGCCUGGAAGAAGGAUGUACAGAACGGGCGAUCUCGUCCGACAAAACAGCGACGGCUCGUACACAACGCUAGGACGCAGAGAUACACAGAUCAAGAUCCGUGGUCAGCGUGUUGAAUUUGGCGAGAUCGAAUACUGGGUUGUGCGUUCAGCACCCGAGAUCUCACAAGCUGCUGUUAUGCUACUCGAUGGCCCUGCCGGUCAAUCUUCAGUGCUUGCCGUAGCGCUAGAAAUUGUUGAUGGUGGGGAAACCAGUGCUGUGGAUAAUAAUCUACAGGGCUUGUCGCAGGCUGAUUUGCUGGAGCCUACGAUCGCCAUGCGAGAGUCAUUCGAGGAAGUUCGAGGACAUCUCAUUUCUGUACUGCCGCGAUACAUGGUCCCAGAGAUAUUCAUUCCCAUGUCGCGACUGCCUCUCAACUCUUCAGGAAAACUUGACCGCCGAGCGAUUGACUUGUUCUUGAAGGGGAUGAAGCCAGAAGAGCUAGACAUUUACCGUCCCAAUGCAGCGGCCAAGGCAGAUGUAUCUACCGAGACUGAGCGACAACUCCAACAGCUUUGGGCUAGCGUUCUCGGGAGACCUGCCAAUACUGUUGGAGCCAAGGACAGUUUCUUCCAUCUCGGCGGCGACUCCAUCACCGCGAUGCGUCUCGUCGAAGCAUCGCGCAGCACAAACAUGCUCCUCCGCGUCGCCGAUGUCUUUGAACACCCUCGUCUCUCCGAACUCGCUAGCAUUCUAGACUCUCGAACUGCUGAAGGACACGACCAAUCAUCGCUGGUGCCAAUCCCGGCGCCAUUCUCUCUCUGGCCCGAACACGGCGCCGAGAAACAAGUGGGUCUCCGUGCCGAGAUUGCGGAGCGGUGCGGUGUCAUGGCGGAGCAGAUUGAAGAUGUUUAUCCUUGCACGCCACUUCAAGAGGGAUUGCUUCUUACGACUGUUCGGCAACCGACCGCUUAUAUCAGUCGAAGAAUUUUCUCUUUGAGUGAUGAGAUCAAUGUUUCGCGACUUCAGGCUGCUUGGCAGAAGAUGGCUGAGGCGGCGCCUGUUUUGCGAACCCGUAUUCUAUUGGGUCUCACCUCCGGCUCAGUGCAAGUCGUUGUGAAUGAACCUCUUGAAUGGCACACUGCCUCUUCGCUCGAAGAAUACAUCGACCACGACAGUGCAUUGAGCAUGAGCGAGGGCAAACCACUCAUGCGUUUCGGCCUCGUGGAGUCUAACGGCGAACGUCUUCUCGUCUGGACAGCUCACCACAGCGUCUACGACGGCUGGAGCUUAACAAUGAUGUACCGCCAAGUAUCCAACAUGUACUGGCACGACGCGACACCAAUCUCAGCACCAUACACGCCAUUCAUCGCUUAUCUCGGCCAAGCUGAUGCGACCAUAGCCGCGAGCUAUUGGCGCCAGCAGCUUCAGGGUAACCCCACUGCCUUCCCUGCUCUGCCCUCCAUGCGAUACCAGCCUCAGCCGCGACAGAAGCUUGUGCAGAGCCUUGACUUUGUUCGACAAGGAAAGUCUGAGGUUUCGUUGUCGAAUUUGUUGCGUGCGGCUUGGGCGCUUAUGGUUGCGCAGUAUUCUGGUAGCAAUGAUGUUGUUUUUGCGGCUACGCUUUCGGGGCGGAAUGCGCCUGUGCAUGGCAUUACUGAGAUGCUGGCGCCGACUAUCACUACUGUUCCUGUGAGGGUUUGCAUCAAUUCAGCUACCAACGCUCGCGAGUUCCUCCAGAAUGUACAGCAACAGGCGACGGAUAUGAUUCCUUUCGAGCACACAGGCCUCCAACGCAUCGCGGAACUUGUCCCCGACACAGCCGCUGCCCUUGACAUGCAGCACCUCUUUGUCGUUCAGCCUGCUGCAGAUAGCGACGAUGCAUCGGCCGAGUUCCCUGGUCUUGUACAUCGACAGGACAUGUCUGAGCAGUUCGAUGACUAUGCGCUCACCGUGGAGUGCAGCAUCGGAUCAAAGGGCAUCUCGAUUGAAGCCCGAUUCGACGGUGCAGUCAUUUCAACAGCGCAGAUGCAGCGCAUGUUGCAGUCUUUCGCUCACAUUGCCAGUCAAUUGGAGCAAGCCGAGAGUGGUACCGACAGCACCCGCAUCUCCGACAUGGAUACGCUGAGCCCUCAGGAUAUGGAUCGCAUUCUCUCUAUCAACAGCGGUCCCAUCCCCAGCGUCGAGCGCUGUGUACACGACCUCAUCCUCGACAUGGUAUCCCACCAACCCGACGCAACAGCCAUAAGCGCAUGGGACGGCACACUCAGCUACAAACAACUCAAACAACUCUCAGGAAAACUCUCCGAUAAUCUCGUCAGUCUCGGCGUUCGUCACGGCACCAGUGUUGGCGUGUGCAUGGAUAAAUCUCAAUGGGCUGCUGUUUCAAUGCUAGCCAUCCUACGGGCUGGUGGUGUUGUCGUUCCACUGGGUGUACAGCUCCCUCUUGGUCGUAUCAAGCUCAUUGUAGAUGAUGCGAACGUCAGUGUUGUACUGGCUGAUCAGAAGCAGACUGAGCGGCUGGCUGGUUUGAACUUGGAGAUGUUUACUGUUGAUGAGUCGUUGCGCAAGAGGGUCGUUGUCAGUGACGUCGGUAUCCCAGAUCGAUGGUACACUCGCGUCACUGAGAUCAACGUCAAUCAGCCAGCCUGGAUUGUGUAUACCUCUGGCAGUACAGGUACACCAAAGGGUGUUGUUCUUACUCAUGCCGGUAUCUCGUCUAGUCUGGACAGUCAGAAGAAGGUCUUUGGUCUCAGCAAAACUUCUCGAGUACUUCAAUUCGCAGCACAUACCUUUGAUGCUGCUAUCCAAGAGAUCUUCACCGCGCUGUCUGCUGGAGCAUGUGUCUGCGUGCCGUCUGAGGAUGAGAGGAUGAGCGAUCUGCAGCAUUUCAUCAUUGAAAGGGCGGUCAACUUCCUGUCUAUCACACCUACGGUCGCUGAGCUUCUUACACCAUCUCAGCUACCUAACAUCAACACGGUAGUAUUGCUCGGUGAACCUGUCAAGCCGUCAGUUCUUGACUUGUGGAUGGAUCAUCAUGCAGAUAUUCUCGGCGGUUACGGCCCAACCGAAUGUUCCAUCUACGCCAUCGUGUCAGCAGCCCCAUUCACAGACAGGAAGCAAGCUAACGUCCUCGGCUCUCCGCUGCCAAGCUGUCGUGUUUGGGUUGUCCAUCCUGAUGACCACAACAAACUUAGCCCAAUUGGUGCCCCAGGAGAGCUUCUCAUCGAAGGUCCCCAGGUUUCGCAGGGCUAUCUGAACGAUGCAGCCAAAACAGAUGGCGCAUUCAUCACAGACCCUGGCUUUACAGCGCGUUACGGCUUGGGCAACGGACAUCGCAUGUACCGUACAGGCGACUUGGUUCAACAAAACGACGAUGGGACAUACACCAAUCUCGGUCGUCGGGAUACGCAGGUCAAGAUUCGCGGUCAGAGAAUUGAGUUGGGAGAGAUUGAGUACUCAGUGGUACAAUCAUCGGAGGAUAUUAGAUCAGCAGCGGCUGUGUUUGUAAAGAGGGAGGAUAGACCUACAAUUGCAGUAGCGGUGGAAGUUGGAGAGGGACAAGUUGGAGAUGGAAUGUUGGCUCCUUCGGAGACGCUACAGAAAGCGUGGGAGGAGAUUCGCAUCAGGCUCGCAGAGGUGCUGCCUCAGUACAUGAUCCCCGAUUUCUUCAUCCCUAUAAGUAAGUUGCCGGUGAACUCAUCAGGCAAGCUUGAUCGUCGGGCAAUCACUGCGGUGUUGGAGGAUAUGGAUGACAACAAAUUGGAGGAGUAUCGCCUUACGACAGGCGCCCGGUUGGUUCCAGUCACGACGGACAUGGAGAAACAACUUCAGCAGCUCUGGAGUCAAGUGCUUCGACGACCCGCGGAGUCAAUCGGCGCAAGCGAUAACUUCUUCCAUCUCAACGGAGAUUCACUUGCUGCUAUUCAGCUCGUCGCAGCUGCAAGGGCAGUUGACAUCAAGAUGACUGUCGCUCAAAUCUUCCAGAGCCCUGUCUUGAGAGACCUUGCUACACAUCUCGAACAAGCUACGCACUCACAUGAGACAAGAAGCCAUCAUAUUGAAGGUGUCGACCAAGCAACACAAGCCGCGAUCAAGGCUACACUUCCUAGCCACUUCAACGUCGAGAAGGUCCUCGAAACAACCGAGUUCCAAUCCCUUGUUCUCCACGAACAUACACAAGGCCGAUGGCUCAUGCACGCCACAAUCACAUACAAUCAAAAAGUCGACAGACAACGCGUCCACAGAGCGCUCCAAACCACAGUCGACAAAAACGAAGUCCUCCGAACAGUCUUCACCCAGCACGACGGAAAAUCCUACCAAGCCAUCCUCAACAACUUCACCGUUCCCUUCCAAGAACACAUCGCCCCCACGGGCCUAUCCACCUUCUGCAAGUCCCUCGUACAAGAAGACCAGAAGAAACAUCUUGAGCUUCACGAACCCCCCUUCAAGACAUGGUUCGUGCAAGGCGAGCACAAGGAUAGUCUUGUGGCUAGGAUCUCCCACGCUCAGUAUGACGGCAUGUCGUUGCCGAUUUUCUUCCAGCAGCUGCAGGUGUGGGGUGAGCCUGAUGUUGAGGUUGAGGUUGAGGCGCCGCGACAGAUGUCGUAUUACAUUGAUGCGCUGAGGGCGAUUGAUACGAAGCCCGCGAUGAGGUUCUGGGGUGAUUUGCUGCAGGGCUCGAGCAUGGCUCGUCUGCCUGGUGCUUCGCAAACAAGCAAGGCUAUGACAGGCUCUUAUAUCGUCAAGACGGUACUGUCGCCAAAGGUUGAAGGGUCGGGACUCACGGUGUCAUCGUACCUCAAGGCAGCUUGGGCAAUGGUCCUCGCCAAGGCAACAGGGACAUCGGACGUUGUCUUUGCCCAUCUCGUCUCCGGUCGUUCGCUACCAAUCGACGACAUCGAAAAGGUCAACGGUCCAUGUGUCAACCUCAUCCCCAUCCGCGUCAACACCGCCCAGCCCCAGUCUACCAUUCUUCAACAAGUCCACCAACAGCACAUCUCAGCCUUGCCACACGAACAUCUCGGCUGGGAAACCAUCUUCCGCCAGUGCACAAACUGGAACACCCCAACAGAUCAAAUCCCUCGCUUCUCUUCUAUUCUGCAAUACCAGAAUUUGCCCGAGGCUCAGAAGAGCUUUGGCAUGCAUGGCGCUGAGUGCAGUGUUGACUACACUGUUGUACCGCCUAAUGUUACGGACGUUUGGGUCACGGUUGAGCCCAAGGGUGGUGAGAUGAGUAUUGUGGCGGGAUACUCGGAGGAGGUUAUCGCUUCAGAGGUGGUGGAGGGAUUGAUGGAGGAUCUUUGUGAGGUUCUGAAGGGGAUUGAGGCUUGAGAUUGAUAGCGCACGACUUUCCUAAUGUUAGUUCUUUUAAGAGUAUUAUUUACUGGAGUUUGGAGUUGGGCUUGGUGCUAUUUAUUGUAUUUACAGAUCGAAAUUGGCUGGGCUUUCAUAGGAAAUAUGUCUCUUUCUUCUCUUUAA
Fusarium oxysporum Fo47 is the source of this 17448-nucleotide messenger RNA. RefSeq lists its product as uncharacterized. Gene Ontology annotation, biological process: amino acid activation for nonribosomal peptide biosynthetic process; secondary metabolite biosynthetic process. NCBI's taxonomy places the organism in Eukaryota, Fungi, Ascomycota, Sordariomycetes, Hypocreales, Nectriaceae. The transcript has 2 exons. The record is from RefSeq and is a predicted model, not a curated record. Gene Ontology annotation, cellular component: cytoplasm. The coding region runs from base 1 to 17301 and encodes 5766 amino acids. Gene Ontology annotation, molecular function: phosphopantetheine binding; catalytic activity.